AUGCCCAUUGAAGUUGGACCCAACUGGUACAUUUAUAGUAUGCAUUUCACUGCAAUUAUCACUACACCAAUUAAUAUAAUUGGGGUUUUAAUUAUUUUAUUCUGUCAAAAAAGUCAGCUCGCGUCAUUGAGAUGGCAUUUGUUGACGUUUCAGAUCUGCUCCCUAACCAGUGAUUUUUUCAUCAACAUUGGCACAUUGCCAGUCAUCUACUCUCCAUUCCCAAUUGGUCGACCCCAUGGAAUCCUGACCCAUAUUUUUCAAUUUUUGGGUUUCCAGAAAAGCACCGAGGCCCAGUGUAUAAUGGUAUUUGUGUCCUUAUACAUUACCGCUGGAAGUGUUGAACUAUUAUUUUUCCUUCGAUAUCAAAUUAUUCUCCCCAUGAAUCAUAAACAUAAAUUGAGCACUUUUUCAUCUGUAAUUUUAGUUUUCCUAUAUCAAGUAUUUCUGAUAACAAUGAUGAUUAUCAGUUUCCAUUAUGCAGUUCCCGAUCAAGAAGUUGCCAAAGCCCAAUUCGCUAGAUUAUACCCAGAACUACAGUAUCUAAUUAUCGAUGAGCAUGUCUAUUUUGUAUGUGUCAUUGUCGAACUCAAACAUGCACUUUUUCUGGCCUCGUGUUUUCUGAGACUUGCAUUGGGACUCGCUACUGUGAUCCUGUUGAUAUGGUUAUCCAAUCGGUCCCUUCAUAGAUUUGAUCUAUCUGUGAAGACAAGAAAAAUUCAUUUGCAAUUGAUAAAGAGUCUUUGUUAUCAGAUCUCCAUUCCAAUCGUUGCGUUUUAUGUUCCUCUUCUAGCCGUCAUCGGUCCUCUGAUGUUUUCAAUCCCUAAUACUCAAAGUGAGUUCUUUCAAAUAAUCUUCUUCAUCUCCCUAAUCUUCUGCUCUCUUCACACUUUUCUUGGCACAUUGAGCAUGAUGUACUUCAAUCGACACUACCGUUUAUGGUUGAUUUCUACAGUUAAAAACAAAUCAUUCACGACGACGUUACCGACUUCGAAGUUUUUGGUAGCAAAGGAUAAUGCAUCGAGAAUUGCGUCUGCCAUGUUUUGA
Molecule: messenger RNA, 1044 nt
Organism: Caenorhabditis briggsae
Lineage: Eukaryota; Metazoa; Nematoda; Chromadorea; Rhabditida; Rhabditidae
Gene: Cbr-sri-2
Product: Protein CBR-SRI-2
Exons: 5
Coding region: 1-1044 (347 amino acids)
Source: RefSeq, a predicted model, not a curated record